Messenger RNA from Cooperia oncophora, 249 nucleotides. The record is from the annotation of a GenBank genome assembly. NCBI's taxonomy places the organism in Eukaryota, Metazoa, Nematoda, Chromadorea, Rhabditida, Trichostrongylidae.
AUGGACUCUAGGUGUAAAUUUGCCUAUGAGCGAAUCAAACCAGUUUAUGGCAGCUAUUUUCCUUCUUUGGCUGGAUGGGAUGAAUCAGAAAUGAUAAAUGAACCACAAAACAGAACUGAAGAUAUUUAUCAAGUAUACCGAGCAGGUCCUCCACUGCCUCCACCACCUUUCCCUCCUUUUCGUCGGCCGUUCGGAUGGUACGGCAACUACGGUUAUGGCAGGUGGUAUGGAAGAUGGGGAUGGGGAUAG